Jatropha curcas is the source of this 1710-nucleotide messenger RNA. Its product is annotated as GTP-binding family protein. Gene Ontology annotation, molecular function: GTP binding; GTPase activity. Gene Ontology annotation, cellular component: mitochondrion. Gene Ontology annotation, biological process: mitochondrial translation. The record is from RefSeq and is a predicted model, not a curated record. NCBI's taxonomy places the organism in Eukaryota, Viridiplantae, Streptophyta, Magnoliopsida, Malpighiales, Euphorbiaceae.
AUACGGUCAAGAAUGCAUUUGUGUCCAAGGCGAAAGAAACCGAAGAAUCGAAGAUUAACUAGUCAUUUUUUCUUCAUCUUCUACUCCCAGUUUGUUUGCAUGCUCCGCUGGAAAAGGAAAGAUGGGGGUGCAGAUUCUUGGGCUUUGGUCGCGCACUCCUAGCUUGUGGGUUCACUUACCUGAAACGCGAAGCAAGCCUGUUCACUUACUACCAACUACAGCUCUUCCAACUACUGCUUCUCUCUCGUCCUCACCUCCCACCAUUCAGGUUGUUGGUGGAAAAAAUCCGACUUGGUACGGAAAUGGAAAUGCCAAUUCCAACACUACCCUUGAUGGUUUUGCUGACGAGACUGAUUGGAUUGAUCUUGAUAGCGAGCUUUGUUAUUGGACCAAAUCACUGCGUCCUGUUCAGUGGUAUCCUGGUCAUAUUGCAAAGACAGAAAAAGAACUUAAAGAGCAGCUUAAGUUAAUGGAUGUUGUGAUAGAAGUGCGAGAUGCUAGAAUUCCUCUGUCUACAACCCAUCCACAGAUGGAUUCCUGGCUUGGAAAUAGGAAAAGAAUUUUAGUUUUGAAUAGAGAAGAUAUGAUAUCCAAGGCAGACAGGAAUGCGUGGGCAAAUUAUUUUGCAAGGCAGGGCAUAAAGCCUGUCUUUUCCAAUGGACAACUUGGAAUGGGUACUAUGAAGCUAAGCCGGUUGGCAAAGGCAUUGGCUGCAAGUGUAAAUGUCAAAAGAAGAGCCAAAGGACUCCUUCCUCGUCCAGUUCGAGCUGGAAUAGUUGGAUACCCAAAUGUUGGGAAAUCAUCUCUAAUCAACCGUUUGCUGAAGCGUCGAAUGUGUGAAGCAGCCUCCAGGCCUGGAGUUACUAGAGAACUGAAAUGGGUUCAAUUUGGGAAAGAACUAGAGUUGCUAGACUCUCCUGGCAUGCUUCCAAUGCGGAUUAGUGAUCAAUCAGCAGCUAUAAAGCUUGCUAUCUGUGAUGAUAUUGGGGAGAGAUCCUAUGAUGUGGUUGAUGUAGCAGCAAUUCUUGUACAGAUUUUGACAAGGAUCCCAUCAGUUGGUGUGAAAGCUCUUCAGAAUCGCUACAAGAUUGAUGUAGAUGGGCAUAAUGGUAGAAUAUUUGUACAGAAACUCGCAGUUCACUUAUUCAAUGGGGACACCCAUCAAGCAGCUUUCCGCAUUUUGACUGAUUUUCGGAAAGGGAAGUUCGGUUGGGUGGCACUGGAGAGGCCUCCCAGGUGAUAUUGAUAGCUUUGAAGUGAAUGUCUGUAUUUCUAAGGUUCCCCCCUUGGAUCCUGAUGCCGCGAGAUUGCCUGGUGGUGUCUCAUGCAAAAUAUGUUGAUCUUGGCAUGUUGCAGUGCCAUAAGAGGAGGGAGAAAGCUUCUGCCUGUUGGCUAUUGUAAUCUUUUGAAGGAAACGUGGGAGAUAAAACUGUAAAAUCUGGAUGGACGAAAACACAUCAGGUGAAUAUGAGAUUGAAGCUUUGUACCACGUUUUGGUAGUAUAUUAGGUCCUCUGUUCCUUAUCCCCUGUGAAGUUGCCGCAAAAAUUGUUAAAAUAUUUUGUAAUUAUCAAGUAGUAUAUCAAAUGGUUGUAAAUCUUACCCCUCAUGAAAAGGCUUGUCAACUAUUUCUUGCAUCACAAUGAAACAUGUAUUUUUUUUCCUGUUUUUAGACAUCAAUUCAAAGAAGCCAAUGAUUUGAGCAUGGCUA